Molecule: messenger RNA, 2029 nt
Organism: Arvicola amphibius (Eurasian water vole)
Lineage: Eukaryota; Metazoa; Chordata; Mammalia; Rodentia; Cricetidae
Gene: Spindoc
Product: spindlin interactor and repressor of chromatin binding
Exons: 8
Coding region: 212-1486 (424 amino acids)
Biological process (GO): negative regulation of DNA-templated transcription
Source: RefSeq, a predicted model, not a curated record
CCCGGAUCGAGCCCUCCCCGCCCGGGGUCGUGACGCGCUGAAAGCCGUGGCUGACUGGGCGGCCGAGUGGGCGGCCGGGCGGGCGGCGGGCGGGUGAACUAGACGGUCUGCGGGCCCUGCGUGGUCCGGGGCGGGAGGCGGCCGCCAGUGGCGGUGCGCCGAGGCCUGCGCGCCCGUCCUCCGCUAUCGGGUCGCCCCUCUCCGCCUCGCCAUGGCCCUCGGAGCAGAAGGAGCCGCGGCGCUCGACUGCUUCGAGGUGACGCUCAAGUGUGAGGAAGGAGAGGACGACGAGGAGGCCGUGGUGGUUGCCGUGAUCCCGCGGCCCGAGCCGAUGCUCCGAGCCGCUCCUUUGGAUCGCGUGAUUCAACCGGUCAAGCAGAAGAUUCUGAUUUUAACCCAACAGGAAAAGACGCCGCCACCUAGGCCUAACCUGCUGGAAGCAGGUGUCGAAGGCUGUGAGGAGCCCAAGCAGCAAGUGUCAUGGGAACAGGAGUUCCUGGUGGGGAACAGCCCAGGAGGCAGUGGACGGGCACUGUGCAUGGUGUGUGGGGCUGAGAUCCGGUCCCCAUCAGCAGAUACUGCUCGCACACACAUCCUGGAACAGCAUCCGCAUACCCUGGACCUGAGCCCCUCUGAGAAGAGCAACAUCUUGGAAGCCUGGAGCGAAGGGGUGGCCCUUCUGCAAGAUAUCCAAGUUGACCAGCCAUCCCUGCCCAGCCUAGAGUCAGGCCAGGAUGGCCAUCCAGACCCCAACUCCAACCCGGACCCUGCCAGGAUGCCAGCAGAGAUCGUGGUCCUCUUGGACUCCGAGGACAACCCAUCCCUCCCUAAGAGACUCCGGCCCAGAGGACUCCGCCCUCUUGAACUGCCUGUUGCCCCUGUCACAGAGCCAGGAAAUAAAAAGGCCCGUGGUCAGAGAUGGAAGGAGUCCUCUGAGGAGGAGCCUCCUAGGAAGAAGAGAAGCAGACAUAUGACCAAAAACCUGGACCCUGACCCAGACCCCCCAUCUCCUGAGUCACCCACAGAGACGUUCGCAGCACCAGCCGAAGUCCGACACUUCACUGAUGGCAGCUUCCCUCCUGGCUUUGUACUCCAGCUCUUCUCCCACACGCAGCUCAGGACCACAGACAGUAAGGACCCUUCUAAAGUCAGCAAAGGAGCAGGAGAGGGCCUGCCUCAGCCAGAAAGUCCCUCUUCAGCACACUGCUUCCAGGCAGUUCAACAGGUUGAAGAUGUCCUUUCCAGGUGCCUCAGUUGGGCCAAACCUCUUCCAGCUCCCCCUCCGGGGCUUCGUGGGACACUGGAUCUCCAGGUUAUUCGUGUUCGGAUGGAGGAGCCACCAGCCGUCCGCCUCUUACAGGACUGGUCCAAGCAUCCCCAGGGUACCAAGGGGGUGGGAACAGGUGACAACCCAGACUGGCCCACUGUUCUGUCAGACUCCAGUGCCACUGUUAAGGAACAACCAGAGGCGGGAAAUGGGGUAUGAGUUUUUACUUUCCUGGGGAGGGAGGGGUGGGAGGAAGGAAAGGUGGAAGGGAGGAGGCAGUAUCCUUCUUUGGCUUAAAUCUCAGAUCUGCCCAGCUCAGCCACCUGAUUGAGUUUUAAAACCAGGUGCCAGAAAAUGUGGAAGGAGAAGUGACAUCACUGUCACAUUGGGGCACUGGAAAAUGCCUGCCCCUGGACAAUCCUGAAUUAGGCAGAGGUGGCUUAGGCUAUUGGGUGAUACGGCAUUGGGCCUGUGGAGAACACCUUACCCAAUCCUUUGCUGACUCACCCUCUAACCCCACACCUCCUUCCUGUCAGCUCCCACCAUUCUCCCCUGGCACAGUGCCUUAUGCAGAGGUGGUCAUGAUGGGGUUUGAACUGAGUCCCACUACCUCGGGGGACACCUCUCCUCCCCCACUUCUGGCUCCUUCAGGAGGAGGCCUCCAUUACCUCUUAACCGCCUCAUCCCUGCCGAGGGCUCCCUUUACCACCCCUUCUCCUAUUAUCCUGUUGCAUCUUUUAUCCAGUUGUAUAUAUUGCCUUU